Messenger RNA from Melitaea cinxia (Glanville fritillary), 1409 nucleotides. Its product is annotated as SAP domain-containing ribonucleoprotein. Bases 183 to 1007 code for a protein of 274 amino acids. Gene Ontology annotation, cellular component: nucleus. The record is from RefSeq and is a predicted model, not a curated record. Lineage: Eukaryota; Metazoa; Arthropoda; Insecta; Lepidoptera; Nymphalidae. The transcript has a single exon. Gene Ontology annotation, biological process: poly(A)+ mRNA export from nucleus.
CUAAAUUCGGAUUGGCAACACUGGUAAUAAAUUUGUUUCUUUGAGAGCGAAGGACUCGAAUCCAGCUCUCAAUAAAUAAAUAAAAAUUGUUUCUUUGAUUUGUUUCAUGUUAAGUUGUGAUAUCAUUUCGGUGAAUAUCUAUUGCUCUGCUUUUGUAUUUGCUUAAAGUUAUUGUGUUUAUUAUGGCUGAUUCUACAAUGAACGAUAUAAGUAAAAUGAAGGUAGUGGAUUUACGAAAAGAGCUGAAAUCACGUGGUUUAUCUUACGCUGGGGAUAAAGCAGAACUUGUAGCAAGGUUGCAAGGGGCUAUAUCUCAGGAUGAUCAUGGUGAUAUUAAUUUGGACUCCGAUGAAAUAGACUCCGAUGGGGUGUUAGAAGAUGAAGACGAUAAAAGUCAAAAUGACAUUCUUGAUGAUACCGCGGUUGAUACGCUAAACGAGGAACUUGCACUUGAAGAAAGUUCACCCGAAAAACAGUCCGUUGAUCCUAAGCCACAUAGGAUCCUCAAAAGAAAAAUGACAAGUGAAACACCUAAACCAGCAGAAAAUAAAGAAGCCGGUGCUAAGAAAAUUAUUUUGAAUAGGACAUCAAUAUCUGUAAGUAACAACACGACAAACGCUUCAAAACCAGCAGAAGAAGAAAAAAAAGAUACAGAAUCAGCAAGUAACACCACGUCAGACAGAACAGUUACUGGAAAAAUAAAAAUAACUGCUGAUACAGAUCCUAAGACAAGGCUGGAAAUGCGUGCGAAAAGAUUUGGUUUACCCGUUAAGAUGACCGAUGAACAAAGAAAGGAAGCUAGAAAACAAAGAUUCAACCAAAAUUCUGUUUCAACUAAUGACUCAUCCAUUAAUGUGUCUAACACUGGAUCAUUAGCAGAUAACCUGGAGAAACUCAAAAAACGGGCUCAAAGGUUCGGUCAAUCCGUAUCGGCAAUCAUGACCGACAUUGAAAAUAAAGAGAAAUUGGAGAAACGAAAAGCCAAAUUUGGAACAGUCAAAACAUAAUCAUACAAUUUUUUGGGAAAAUACUGAUAUUUUGUGCAUAUUGCACUUGUAUGUAAAGCAUUUAAGGAUUCUUUUAUUACUAAUACUAAGGUUAAUGUAAGAGUAAUGCUAAAUAAGUAUAAUUUAAGGGAUUAUUCAAAAAAAAAAAAUUUUUUUUUUUCUUAGUUUUAUUAAAAAAUUGUUUUGUGUUAUCACAAUGAUUUUUGUAAAUUUCAUAAUGGUAUUCCUUACGACUCAAGAAGUGGAUGAACCAUUAGUUGACUCAAUGAGAUUUUUCUCAACAUUAAUAAAAGGUUUUAAGUUAAUGUUUAUUUAAGGUUUUAAGGUAAUAAUCAAAACUGUUUUAAUAGCUGAUGUAACAUAGAUUGCUGUUAAUGAAAUAAAUAAAAAAAGACAAUAAAA